Fusarium redolens is the source of this 237-nucleotide messenger RNA. RefSeq names its product aldehyde dehydrogenase domain-containing protein. Gene Ontology annotation, molecular function: aldehyde dehydrogenase (NAD+) activity. NCBI's taxonomy places the organism in Eukaryota, Fungi, Ascomycota, Sordariomycetes, Hypocreales, Nectriaceae. The record is from RefSeq and is a predicted model, not a curated record. The annotation marks the transcript as partial. The transcript has a single exon.
GCUCAGGGAUUCUGGCUCCCUCCUACAGCCUUCAUCGAAGUCGCUGAAGAGUCUGAGAUUGCUACCGAAGAGAUAUUUGGCCCGGUAUCCGUCAUCAUGCAUUUCAAGGACGAGGACGAAGUCAUUGCUCGGGCCAAUAACAGUGAGUACGGACUGGCUGCUGGCCUUUCCACGCGCGAUAUCAACAGACCUCUGCGUGUAGCUGGUGAGUUUGAGGCUGGAAUGGUGGGAGUCAAU